Penicillium arizonense is the source of this 471-nucleotide messenger RNA. RefSeq lists its product as uncharacterized. The record is from RefSeq and is a predicted model, not a curated record. The transcript has 2 exons. NCBI's taxonomy places the organism in Eukaryota, Fungi, Ascomycota, Eurotiomycetes, Eurotiales, Aspergillaceae. The coding region runs from base 1 to 471 and encodes 156 amino acids.
AUGUCUCGCCUGACAUCUGUCGUCACGGGCACCGAGGCCAAUACUCUUGGACCCCAAACACCAGCCCAAUCCUUCUACCAGCAGUAUGCCAUCGCAAACGCCGCUGAAGAUCUGAAUACAGCGAAAUCCCCCCGUUCUACGCCGACCAUGCGGUUUUCCACAACCAAAAUGUGCGGGAAGCUCUCGCACAACUUUGUGAAGGUUCGUGAGAUCCAAAAUGACGACGGCAGCGUGGAUCUGGUAUCUCAAAUUACUCGCCAUAUCUGGCCCCCCGGAAACGAAAGCGACAAACCCAGCGUCAGCGUUCCUCUGUCCAUGGUCUGCAACAUCGGUCCCAACAAUGCGCCAGGCACGGUGGGUGGCCUGCAGUUCAACGAGGUCUGGCUCUACUGGGAUACCUAUCUCCUGCAGCCGUACCUCCCGGCCGACUCGGUUGUUUUCAGCUCCAAGAACUUAUUCGACCAGGAUUGA